GUGGGAAAGAAAAGAAAAGAAAAGAAAUGCGUCUAUGAAUUUAUUUAUGAGAAACCGUCUAAACUAAAACAUUUUGCACUAAAUAAUAUUUAAGGCAGCUUUGCUGAAACCACAGGAAAGCAGUCCACUCCUGGAGAAAUCAAGACUGUCACCAUGGUUGCCACAAGCACAUUAAAGACCAAAAGCAGCGACUGCAUAUCGGAUUUGGUUGAGCGAAGAUAUGACCAGGCUUGCAUUGAGAAAGAACUGGAUUUCUGGGAUCACUGCUUGGCUGAGCCCCAGAGGAGUGCAGAUGUCUCUGAAGACAGAACCUGUCAACAGCUGGCUAAGAUGUUUGAGAACUGCCUGUCACGAGCCAAGAAGACAACACUGCACUGCUCCUCUGUGCUGGUACCCGAGAAGCUCACACGGAGGAUAGCUCGGGAAGUCCUGCGACUGGCGUCUUGUGAGCCCUGCGGCCUGCGUGGCUGCGUCCUUUACAUCCACCUGGAGCUGGAGAAGGGCUGCAAGAGGCUGGAGCGCAUUGUGUACGAUGCCACCGUGGUGCCCACGUUUGAACUGACACUUGUGUUCAAGCAGGAUGGCACUGCCUGGCCCAGUCUGCGGGACUUCCUCUUUAUGGGAACCUGCUUUGCCCCAUCUUUCAGACAUGUACUUAAACUGAGUCCAGGUUUCCGACUCGUCAAGAAAAAACUGUACUCCUCCUCGGCUGGUACCGUGGUAGAGGAGUGCUGAACUUUGAGGGAGGUUAGAGUGGGAUAAUGGGUUUCCUGUGGGUAAAUGCACUUCUGCCCAAAUGUAAGACACACAUUUUCUACAGUGUUUUUGUAAUACAGUUUGUCAGUUUAUCAAAUAGCAGCCAGUCAGUUCCUGAGUGACUGUUUGAAACUUGGGAUACAAAGUUGAAAGCUUAUGCAUAAAUGAGCCUGAUAGUUCUGGUUUGGCUUCAGUGUUUCUAAGUGCUUUUUUUUUUU
This is a messenger RNA of Scomber japonicus (chub mackerel), 974 nucleotides long. Its product is annotated as DNA damage-inducible transcript 4-like protein. Gene Ontology annotation, biological process: negative regulation of signal transduction. Bases 154 to 735 code for a protein of 193 amino acids. The record is from RefSeq and is a predicted model, not a curated record. The transcript has 3 exons. Gene Ontology annotation, cellular component: cytoplasm. NCBI's taxonomy places the organism in Eukaryota, Metazoa, Chordata, Actinopteri, Scombriformes, Scombridae.